AUGCCCGGGAUAGGGGCGGUGGGAGCGCGGUGCAGGCACCGGCCGAGGAGGAGCCCCAGGAAGGGCCCCGAGGCCGAGGCGGGCCAGGCCGGGGCCGCCAUGGACGCAGCGAUCUGGAUCUAUCAGUUCCGGCUGAUCGUGCUGGGCGACUCCACCGUGGGCAAGUCCUGCCUCCUGCACCGCUUCACCGAGGGCCGCUUCCCGGGGCCGCUGCACUGCGACCCCACCGUGGGGGUGGACUUCUUCUCCCGCCUGGUGGAGAUCGAGCCCGGCAAGCGGGUCAAGCUGCAGCUGUGGGACACGGCGGGGCAGGAGCGGUUCAGAUCAAUAACACGAUCUUAUUACCGCAAUUCUGUUGGUGGCUUACUGGUGUUUGACAUCACAAACCGGCGAUCUUUUGAACAUGUGAAAGACUGGCUAGAAGAAGCUAAAAUGCAUGUACAGCCAUUUCAAAUUGUGUUUCUGUUAGUUGGACAUAAAUGUGAUUUAGUGUCACAGCGUCAGGUUACAAGAGAAGAGGCUGAAAAACUGUCAUCUACCCGUGGUAUGAAAUACAUAGAAACCUCAGCAAAAGAUGCCACAAAUGUUGAAGAAUCCUUUACGAUUCUGACCCGAGACAUAUAUGAACUUGUAAAGAAAGGAGAAAUUUCUAUACAGGAUGGAUGGGAAGGUGUUAAAAGUGGCUUUGUUCCAAAUGUUGUCCAUUCAUCAGAGGAGGCUGUAAAGCCUAGAAGACGAUGCAUCUGCUAA
Emys orbicularis (European pond turtle) is the source of this 750-nucleotide messenger RNA. It is a transcript of the gene RAB39A, whose product is annotated as RAB39A, member RAS oncogene family. Gene Ontology annotation, cellular component: Golgi apparatus. Gene Ontology annotation, molecular function: GTP binding; GTPase activity. The coding region runs from base 1 to 750 and encodes 249 amino acids. The record is from RefSeq and is a predicted model, not a curated record. NCBI's taxonomy places the organism in Eukaryota, Metazoa, Chordata, Testudines, Emydidae. Gene Ontology annotation, biological process: phagosome-lysosome fusion; vesicle-mediated transport; Rab protein signal transduction. The transcript has 2 exons.